Medicago truncatula (barrel medic) is the source of this 2603-nucleotide messenger RNA. Its product is annotated as pentatricopeptide repeat-containing protein At5g19020, mitochondrial. Lineage: Eukaryota; Viridiplantae; Streptophyta; Magnoliopsida; Fabales; Fabaceae. The transcript has a single exon. Bases 89 to 2185 code for a protein of 698 amino acids. Gene Ontology annotation, biological process: RNA modification. The record is from RefSeq and is a predicted model, not a curated record. Gene Ontology annotation, molecular function: protein binding; RNA binding.
UUCAACCGCUCACAGAUGUUCAACACACACGACAGACAUAGAACCAUCGAAGUUUAAAUCUGAUGGUCUCUCUUAACAUCCCAUCUUCAUGUUCAUCUCUUUGAGUCUCAGACUCAAAUUCUCACCUUCUUCUCUUCCCUUUCAUCUAAGACACAUUUCCACUUCCACAUUCACCAAACCCAAUCCACAACACUUCAUUCACAUUUUCACCAAUGCAAGAAACCACCAAAACCACCAUGAUUCCGAACUCGCAUUGGUUUCCGCACUCAAAUCAUGUUCCUCCCUCUCCUUCAUCUCACAAGGUCGCCAAAUCCAUUCGCUCAUCUUCAAACUUGGACUCCAUUUCAACACUUUCAUUCAAAACAGCUUGAUCAACAUGUACGCAAAAUGUGGUGAUAUUAAGAAUGCCCAGUUGUUGUUUGAUGGUUUUGCUACGUUGGAUAGUGUUUCUUGUAAUAUAAUGGUUUCUGGGUAUGUGAGAAAUGGUCAGAUUGAUAAUGCACGUAAACUGUUUGAUGUAAUGCCUAAUAAAGGUUGUGUUUCGUAUACGACUAUGAUAAUGGGUUUUGUUCAAAAUGGAUUCUUUCGUGAAGCGCUUGAGGUUUUUAAGGAUAUGAGAAGUUGUGGUGUUGUGCCGAAUGAUUUGACUUUGGUUAAUGUGAUAUCUGCUUGUUCGCAUUUGGGUGAAGUUUUGAAUUGUCGUAUGGUUCAUGGUUUGGUUGUUAAGAUGUUUGUUGUCGGGUUGGUUAUUGUUUCGACGAAUUUGAUGCAUGCAUAUUGUCUUUGUUCGGGUGUGAGGGAAGCGAGGAGGUUGUUUGAUGAGAUGCCUGAGAGGAAUUUGGUUACGUGGAAUGUGAUGUUGAAUGGAUAUGCGAAGACGGGACUUGUUGACGAGGCUAGAGAGUUGUUUGAUGGGAUUUGUGAUAAAGAUGUGAUUUCUUGGGGGACGAUGAUUGAUGGUUAUAUUCAAAAGGGUCGUUUGCGUGAAGCUUUGGAGAUUUAUCGUGCAAUGCUGCAAACUGGACACGGACCUAAUGAAGUUAUGAUAGUGAAUUUGGUUUCAGCAUGUGGUCGUGGGACUGCAAUUGUUGAUGGUUGGCAAUUGCAUGGAACAGUUGUUAAGAGAGGCUUUGAUUGUUAUAAUUUUAUACAGACUACAAUUAUCUAUUUUUAUGCAGCUUGUGGGAUGAUGGACCUUGCUUGUUUGCAAUUUGAAGUGGGUGUAAAGGAUCACUUAGAAUCAUGGAAUGCUCUUACCGCUGGAUUCAUAAAAAAUGGAAUGAUGGAUCAUGCAUUGAAAACCUUUGAUAAGAUGCAUGUAAGAGAUGUGUUUUCAUGGAGUACCAUGAUUUCUGGCUAUGCACAAUCUGAACAUCCCAAAAUGGCUCUUGAGCUUUUCCAUAAAAUGUUAGCCGGGGGGAUCAAACCAAACGAAGUAACCAUGGUGAGUGUAUUCUCUGCAAUUGCCACAUUAGGUACAUUGCAGGAAGGAAAAUUGGCCCAUGAAUAUAUGCGCAGUGAAUCCAUUCCUUUUAAUGACAAUUUGCGUGCUGCUCUGAUUGAUAUGUAUGCAAAAUGUGGGAGCAUUAACUCUGCCCUUCAAUUUUUCAAUCAGAUUCGAGAUGAAGUCUCUUCUGUGUCACCAUGGAAUGCAAUUAUAUGCGGGUUAGCCUCGCAUGGACAUGCAAGUAUGUGCCUAGAGGUUUUUUCUGAUAUGCAGAGGUUCCAUAUUAAACCAAAUCCAAUUACAUUUAUUGGAGUCCUAAGUGCUUGUUGCCAUGCCGGUUUGGUGGAGUCUGGAAAGAGAAUAUUUAAAACCAUGAAAAGCGCAUAUAAUGUGGAACCAGAUAUCAAACAUUAUGGUUGUAUGAUUGAUAUUUUGGGGAGAGCUGGGCUAUUAGAAGAAGCCGAGGAGAUGAUAAGGAGCAUGCCAAUGGAGGCCGAUAUUGUGAUAUGGGGAACUUUAUUAGCAGCAUGUAGAACUCAUGGAAAUGUUAACAUAGGAGAGAGGGCUGCAGAGAAUUUGGCGAGAUUGGCGCCUUCUCAUGGUGGAGGCAAAGUUCUCCUAUCAAACAUAUAUGCAAACGCGGGCAAGUGGGAGGAGGUAUCAUUUGUAAGAAGUGUCAUGCAAGGUCAGACAAUGGAUAGAGAACCUGGCUACAGUGGUUUUGUCGCCGGUAGUUAAAGGGGUUUCAAUGUACUUACAUUUUUUUAACUUUAAUUAAGGAUGAAGAUGCUGAUCUUCUAGCAUGAAAAGUUUUUAGAUAUCAUCAUACAAUCAGGUUUCAUACACUAUCUAGAAGUACUCGAUAGGCCUUAAAGUGAUAUAUUCUAGAACCUAGAAAGUGCAAAUAAGGCAAUACGCGUUUUUCUUCCUUGUCUCCUGUAAUUGCUUUAGCUUCUAAUAUCUUCAUGAUUCUAGCUGUUAUAUAGUUUAGCAUAGAUGCUUUUGUUUUUCUAUUUUCUUCCUCCUUUAGAUCUUCAUCCCACAAGCAGCUAUUAACUAAUACUAUGUGUUGGUGAAUGGUGAGUUAAAGCUGUUUGUUUUGACUUCUGAGAUUAAGUUCUAAGUGAAGCUAAAAUUUCUGAUUUUUUCCUUAGAA